Molecule: messenger RNA, 978 nt
Organism: Trypanosoma cruzi
Lineage: Eukaryota; Euglenozoa; Kinetoplastea; Trypanosomatida; Trypanosomatidae
Exons: 1
Coding region: 1-978 (325 amino acids)
Source: RefSeq, a predicted model, not a curated record
AUGGUAGCUGAUUUAAUGUAUAAACUCCGUCAGGCACGCUGUAUCUGUGGUGAUUGCUCUCAAUGGCAAUACCGCUUAUAUACUUUUGUUUUUACCUUUUUAAAGUUCUGGUGUGUGGGAUUAUUUUUACUGCGUUUGGCUUUUCACUUUUGCUCUCACUGGUUGUUUGUAGGGAUUAUUGGCAUGAGUUUUAUAGAUGAUAAUGAUUUUGCCGUGGACGAGGAGAAUGAGGAAGAGGAGGCAGUCGCUGAAUCUUUAUCCCGAAGCUUAGAAACCGGAGAGGAGGAGGAGGAGAUCUCGGCGGAAGAGGAGGAAGAGGAGAAGGAGGGGACGGAGGAAGAGGAGGAAGAGGAGAAGGAGGGGACGGAGGAAGAAGAGGAAGAGGAGAAGGAGGGGACGGAGGAAGAAGAGGAAGAGGAGAAGGAGGGGACGGAGGAAGAGGAGGAAGAGGAGAAGGAGGGGACGGAGGAAGAGGAGGAAGAGGCCGAAGAAGAUAAGGAAGAAGAGGAGACGGCGGCGAGUGAAUUGGAUGUCAGUUGCAACGACGGUAAUAAAGAAAAUACAUUGGCGUCAAGUGUGAGGCCAAAUCCACAAAAAGCACCAGAAGCUACGACCGUUUUCACCUCUUCUUUUGGCAGCCCGCAGGCCUCCAAAGCCACGGAGGCUCCUCUUCAGAGCAGCCACUUAAUAUCGUCAUCAUCACCAUCAUUGACGCCGUUUUUGGGGGUGGAAGGUGCCGGGAAGUCAGAAUUGGUUGUUCCGUCUCCAGCGCAGGCCCCAGCCAGGCGGGUGCGUCUGUCGCAUCGGUUUCUUGAUUUCCCAGGAAAAACGGCGAGUUUGCGUGAGAAACGUCAGCGAUGCCUUUCGUUAAGUGAAGAGACGAAAGCAGCGAAGGCGGUGCUGGCGACCUUUGAACUUUCCCUGCCGACAACACGGUUUGAUGAGCAGUUGGGGAACAUUUUGUCGAAUUUGUUGUGA